Molecule: messenger RNA, 1665 nt
Organism: Ascochyta rabiei
Lineage: Eukaryota; Fungi; Ascomycota; Dothideomycetes; Pleosporales; Didymellaceae
Exons: 4
Coding region: 1-1665 (554 amino acids)
Biological process (GO): transmembrane transport; amino acid transport
Cellular component (GO): membrane
Molecular function (GO): transmembrane transporter activity
Source: RefSeq, a predicted model, not a curated record
AUGGCCAGUACCGCCCAUGCAUACGGCACGCAGUCAGAUGCGUAUGCCGCUGAGAACGAUGUUAUUCCUCGCACUUCCGAGAAGGGGAGGAAAGUCAGCCUGGGCAAGGCUCCUUCCGAGGGUGCUCUGAACGACUCCGACGAUCUUCUGGCCGCCAUGGGCUACAAGUCCGAGCUCGUACGCUCAAGAUCGACUCUCCAGGUCGCUUUCAUGUCCUUUGUUCUGGCCUCCAUCCCCUACGGACUGGCGACCACGCUGUACUACCCCGUAGUCAACGGAGGUCCCGUUACCAUUAUCUGGGGUUGGCUUGCCGUUUCCCUCAUUAUCCUCUGCGUCGCAGCAUCGCUAGGAGAAAUCACCAGUGUCUAUCCUACCAGCGGCGGCGUUUACUACCAAACUUUCAUGUUGGCGGCUCCUUCGUACCGGAAGAUCGCCUCAUGGAUUUGCGGUUGGUGCUUCGUCGUCGGCAACAUAACGAUUACUCUUUCCGUCAACUUCGCUACUGCUCUUUUCUAUGUGGCAUGUAUCAACGUCUUCACCGAUGAAGCAGGGAACGGCAUCUUCGCGGGCACAACAUGGCAGGUCUACUUGCUCUUCCUCGGCGUUACACUCCUGUGUAACGUUGUUUGUGUUUUCGCGAACAAAUGGCUUCCGUGGCUCGACACCUUUGCCAUAUUUUGGACUUUUGCCGGUGUCAUCGCCAUUGUUGUGUGCGUGCUUGCCAUUGCGAAGAACGGUCGCCACAGCGCCCGCUACGUUUUCACCGAACUCGACACCUCCAACUCCGGAUGGGUCCCUGGAUGGUCAUUCAUGGUCGGACUUCUCCAAGCAGCCUACGCAACCUCUUCGACCGGAAUGAUUGUCUCUAUGUGCGAAGAGGUUCGUCACCCCGCAACCCAGGUCCCCAAGGCUAUGGUCGGCACCAUCAUCCUCAACACAAUCUGCGGUCUCGUCUUCCUCAUUCCCCUCGUCUUCGUACUGCCCGACCAGAAAUACCUCGCUGGACUCCUGUCAGGCCAGCCCACCCCAGCUAUUCUUGUCGACGCCAUUGGUUCUUCGGGCGGUGCCAUUGGUCUCCUCUUCCCGCUCAUGGUUCUCGGCCUGUUCUGUGGUAUUGGCUGCACCACUGCUUCGUCCCGCGCCAUUUACGCGUUCGCGCGUGAUGGUGGUAUUCCCGGUUACAAAAUGUGGAGAGUUGUCAACACUAAAUUUGACGUUCCUGUCAAUGCUAUGAUGAUGAGCAUGGUGGUUCAGCUCGCGCUUGGUCUCAUCUACUUCGGCGCUGCCGCCGCUUUCAACGCCUUCUCUGGCGUCGGUGUCAUUUGUUUGACGCUUAGCUACGCCGCGCCCAUCGCAUGCUCUAUGCUUGGUGGCCGCAAGCAGAUGGUUGAGGGCCAGUUCUACCUCGGUAAACUUGGUCUGUUCUGCAAUAUUGUUGCCAUUGCUUGGUCUGCGCUGGCAACUCCUCUCUUCUGCAUGCCUACCUACCUUCCCGUCACAUCUACCUCGAUGAACUACGCUUCCGUCGUUCUCGCUGCCGUCAUCUUCGUCUCUACCCUCUGGUACUUUGUCUGGGGCAAGGCCAACUACGAAGGUCCUCCAACACACGAGGAUGCCGUUCUUGAGGCAAGAAGGGCUAGCUUCGUCAGCACCCACAGCAAAUAA